AUGCCUAAACGGUGUGCAUUGGGAUGUUCAAACAAGACUUCCUAUCAUCAAUUUCCACAUCCAGAAAAGAAUCCUGACCGUUUCAAGGCUUGGGUUCAUAUAGCUUUUGGGAAGGAUAGAAACCGUAAUAACCGGUUGAAUUUUCUAGCUGUGCCAUCACUUCAUCUUCCUGGCAAGUCUGAUGAAGUUGUUACUUCAGAGAAAGUUUUACUUGUACCUGAACCUGUGAAUGAAGAAAGCAGCCUUGCUGCAUUAAAACCGACACUAACAGGCAAGUCUAACGAUGAUGGUACUUCAGAUAAAGUUUUACUAACACCUGAACCUGUGAAUAAAGAAAACAGCCUUGCUACAUUAAAAUCAACACUAACAGGCAAAUCUGAUGAAGUUGGUACUUCAGAGAAAGUUUUACUUGUACCUGAACCUGUGAAUGAAGAAAGCAGCCUUGCUACAUUAAAACUGACAACGACAGAUAACUCUGCCAGAAUCAAUUCAGAACACAAUUAUUGCCGACUGCAGAAGAAGGCGAUACAUAAAAACAAUAGUAAGUUUUUUUAG
Messenger RNA from Parnassius apollo (apollo), 555 nucleotides. The record is from the annotation of a GenBank genome assembly. Lineage: Eukaryota; Metazoa; Arthropoda; Insecta; Lepidoptera; Papilionidae.